AUGGAAGCCAUACGUGCUGCCCCUCAGCCAAAUUUAACCCCUGCGGACUAUACUGUCGGCUGGAUCUGUAGCAACCAUAUAGAGUAUGAUGCCGCGCAGCUAUUUCUAGACGAAACGCACUCGGGCAUUGCGCCAAGUAACCCCAGUUACACAUUGGGCAAAAUUGGGAAACACAAUGUCGUUAUUGCAACCAUGGCUUACAUGCUUCGCGAGGAAGCAACUGCCUUAAAUCUUAUAUGCGAUAUGCAGUCUGCUUUUCCUAAUAUCAAUAUCAACUUGAUGGUUGGUAUUGGAAGUGGCGCGUCAAGUUCAAAGCACGAUAUACGGCUUGGAGAUGUCGUGGUUGGUACUCCUUGCAAUGGCAAUCCGGGUGUCUUAGAAUAUCAAACAGUCCAAGAUGGGACAUUACGUGAAACAGCACGUCAUUUAAACGAACCACAGUCACUUCUUAUGAACUCAGUCGGCAAACUUCAAGACAGUUAUGCGAUAGAGGGUCACCAGAUUGAAAAAGAUAUUAGCAAAAUUUUGGAGAAGAAGCCAAGGCUGAGGCAGAAGUACGGCCGACCACAAUCAAGCAGCGAUAGGCUAUCUAAGUCUACAGUCAACCAUCCUUUGAACACUGAAGAAGGCGGCAUAAUUUCCCACGGAAACAACGUGUCGAUGUUAGUACAGCGACCGGAACGGGUUCGAAAUAAGGCUAACCCCUGUAUUCAUCAUGGCACGAUUGCUUCGGUUUAUCCUAGAACGAUUGCUUCGGUUCAUCCUGGCACGAUUGCUUCGGGCAGCCAGAUAAUGAGGGAUGCCAUCAUUCGAGAUAAGCUAAUUAGCGAAAAGAAAGAUAUCGAAAACGAUGUUUUGACUGUUGACGGACACCGGCCACUACGAGGUACAGCCACAUUCGGCAAGAAUGGAAACGUCGUCAGGCUGUUGCUGGGGCAUGGCGCGGAUGUUCACAUUGCUAACGAGAGCAUCUCACCAUUAACUCAGGCUAUCAUUUUCAACAAUGGAAGGAUAAUCAGGCUGUUAUUAGGGAAUGGCGCGAAUUCAACUUCGUUGGGCAUAGAUAUAGAUGAGAUGAAGGUAUAG
Trichoderma harzianum CBS 226.95 is the source of this 1086-nucleotide messenger RNA. RefSeq lists its product as hypothetical. Bases 1 to 1086 code for a protein of 361 amino acids. The transcript is spliced from 3 exons. The record is from RefSeq and is a predicted model, not a curated record. Gene Ontology annotation, molecular function: protein binding; catalytic activity. Gene Ontology annotation, biological process: nucleoside metabolic process. NCBI's taxonomy places the organism in Eukaryota, Fungi, Ascomycota, Sordariomycetes, Hypocreales, Hypocreaceae.